Molecule: messenger RNA, 3481 nt
Organism: Schistosoma margrebowiei
Lineage: Eukaryota; Metazoa; Platyhelminthes; Trematoda; Strigeidida; Schistosomatidae
Source: the annotation of a GenBank genome assembly
CACACGCACGUGCAUACGCACAGCUCUCACACAGACGCGGAUUAGGGAUCAACUGUUCGUUCGCGCACUGGAUUAUCAACUUCUGAAUCUAGCAUCCCUCUGAAUUCCACGGUUUAUUCGAAUCCUUCUCGGAGUACUUGUAAAUAGCUGUCAUUUACACGACUGACGGAAUCCCAAUGGCAUCCAAUAAUAUGUACAGAGUCGGGGAUUUCGUUUAUUUUGAAUCAUCAGCCACUGCUCCAUAUCAAAUCCGUCGAAUAGAUGAACUUAAUAAAACUCCUACUGGUGCUGUUGAAGCUAAAGUUGCCUGUUACUACCGUAGACGUGAUGUAUCCAGUGCUUUGAUCAACCAGGCAGAGAAAUAUUAUGGCAGUGAUGAUGAUUAUGAUGAAGAAUGUACAAAUGAAAUAGCCAAUUCAAAUAAUAAUGAUAAUAACUCCAAAGAAGGCUUAAAACGCUCUAAUACUGUAAUCACUGAACAACAGAAGCAUCAGUUAAAACAUCGAGAAUUGUUUCUUUCACGACAAGUUGAAUGUCUACCAGCUACGCAUAUUAGGGGCAAAUGCUCGGUUACACUACACAAUGAUGCAGAACCAUUGACAAAUUACCUAGUCAGAGAUGAGGCAUUUUAUUAUAAACUUAUAUAUGAUCCUAAUUUAAAAACUCUUCAAGAAGAUAGAGGUUCAAUGAGAAUUGGAUCAGAUUAUCAGUCUGAGAUACAAUGCUUACUGAAAUCAAAAUCAGAAGAUGUACGAUUGACUGAAGUACAUGAGGAGUUAGUUUGGUCCCCUUCCCAUUCAUUAACAGUUCAAGAGAUCGAUAUGUUUUGUUUAUUAGCCAAAGCCGUUGGCACAUACGGUCGUGCACAUGAUACUUCAUCAUCUACUAGACAACCACUUCUACUGAGUGCUACAGCUUCAGCUGCACGUGAUAUAACUCGUCAACAUGCGCAUGAUAUACUUCAUGAAGCCAAUUACGACUUGAAUAAAGCCAUAAAUCUUCUAUUACCUGGUGGUCAACCUAUUAUUUAUCGUGAUCAGUUAGAAGAUUGGUCUGCAAAUGAAACAAAUAUAUUUGAAGAAGCAUUAGAUAAAUAUUCGAAAGUAUUCACAGAUAUACUUUCUAAUUGCUUACCAUGGAAAACUCAUAAAUCAAUAGUUGAACUUUAUUAUUUUUGGAAAACUACAGAUCGUUAUGUUAGACAACGUCGUACUAAAUUAGCUGCUCAGGAACAUAAAUUAAAACAAGUUUAUAUUCCAAAUUAUAAUAAACCUAAUCCAGCUGUAUUGUAUCAUAAUACGGAUAAAACAAUUAAUCGACCAUGUGAAGGAUGUGGAUCAUUAAAUUCCCCUCAAUGGUAUGCAUGGGGUCCAUCGAAUGCUAACUCUCGUCUAUGUACUGAUUGUUGGUCUUAUUGGAAACGUUAUGGUGGUUUGAAAAGUAUCGAAUCUAAAGAGCGUCCUACUACAACCUUACGCACUCAGCAACAGUUAAACAAUUCAACAGUUGAAACUAAUUCAAAAUCUGGUGGUCCUAUUAACAUUACCGGAUCAGUGAAUCAUCAAUUCAAAUCUCAUUCUAUUGGCUUAUCAAGUGGGGCUUUAGAUGGUGGUGACAUUGAUACAUAUACAAAUGACCAUCAUCAUCAUAAUAAUACGUCUGCUACAAACAUGACUAAUAAUGCUAAUCUUUCCGCUGCUAAUAGUAAAUUAAUUGAUGGAUCUGGAUUCUUUGGUACUUUAAUCGGUACCCCAAGAGGAACGCAAUGCUUUAGAACUCCGCCCAUUAUACGUCUAGCACGCAUACUUUGUCCAAAUCUUGUUCAACCUCUACGCUUAGCUCGACAUCCUGGUGGAGUACCAGAAAUUUUCUCAUCUAAGCAACAAGUCCAACAUGAAAGCGAAUGCAAUGAAUCUAAUCUAACAGAGAUGGAUAAUUUGUCUGAAUCUAAUAUGAUGUUGAUGUAUGCAACACUGAAGGCUGCUGCUCAGCCAAUAAUAGCACGUAUACACGAUCCAUCAAUUUUAUUGACUCGACCACGGAGAGCACGACGCUUAAAUGAUGUGAUUGAUUCAAUGGCUUCACGUAAAGGUAUUGUGUUUCAGCCAUUAGAUUUAUCAUCAACUUUAAAGUUAUCAGUUGCAAAUGGUCCUGUCUAUGAUCGUAAACGUCCUCAUUCACCUGUCUCUAUAAAUGCACCAUCUUCAAAAAAAUUACAUGAAACUGACGAUAAAGUAAAUAAGAGUAAAAACUCGUCAAUGUUGACAGAAAAUAUCACAAGUGAAAAAUGUUUAACUAAUGGAAAGAGUACGGCAUCUGUUAUGGGCACUAGUCCGUUUAUUACUAAGUCCGAUUGUUCUCUUUCAUCCGCCUCCACUGCUGUUUCAUCCAGGCCAAAAAAAUCAUCAUUAACAACUGAUUCUAGUUUAAUUAAUCAGAAUUUAAUUUUAACUAGUAAUGGAAUUUCUACUGAUGACAGAACAACAAUCAUAUCGAAAUUUGAAUCGGAGCUAAUUCAGUAACUCCACCAGGGUCAAAGAAUGUAUCCGAAUCAAAUUUACUUAACUAAUCGACAGUUCCCUGUCAAACCAAUGUAAACUUGUGUGUUGCUCUUUCUUUCUAUCCCCUCUCCAACUCCACUUCUUUUUAUUGCCACUUCUCUUUGAAAAGAGUUGUUUGGCGUAACCGAUACUCUCUUAUGCACUUGUGUUUUGUUUUCUUUUUCCGUGUUAUCAGUGUUAUUAGUAAUAACUAUCCACGUCUAAAAUGAUGAAUGGUAAAAAAGGUACUAAUCUCCUAUUUUUCCUAAUGCCUUUUGUCUUCUCAUUUGUAUUUGUGAAUCUUUAUAGUCUUAAUUUUGUGGACUGAGGUUCUGUAUUUUUAUGUUAUUAUUAUUGUUAUUAUUAUCACACUAUCAUUAUUGUUAUUAUAUUAUUAUUACUAUAUUCACUGUUUCGUAAUUUCACUUCCCCUAAAACACUACAUGCUUUUGUAUUGAUAAAAAGUUAUUCAUACACUUCGCCGUACCCAUGACUUUAUUCCAACAAUGCUUUUUUGUGCGCGAGUGAAUGAUUUACCAGCUAUUAAUAUUGAAUGCCUAUCCUUGAUACGUUUUUUGUAUGCCAACUAUGAUAUUAAAGAGUUGUAAUUGUAGUCUAUUUUAUCUGACAGUUUCUUUGUCUUAAAUAAACUACUAAUUGUUAAUAUUUUUUUUCAAGAAAGUGAAAUUUUACCACGCAGAACUAAACGAAAAUUUCCACACACACACACCUUACAAUUUUUUGAUGCUUAGUGUUGACAAUUCACUAAAUUUUGUAAACAGACGUUGUGUAUUAUGGAAUGUUGUAGUGAUUUUAAACCGUUUGUCUCAAUUGGGAAUGAAUAUCUUCAUUUGUCCAUUGUAUCUAAGCAUUUCACUUACGCACAUCCACCUUUAUUGCACUGUAUUGUGUUUUUUUUUUCAAAUACAGGCUUAUCCUAU